GCGGGUCGUUAAUAUUUGGAGUUCUAGUGCUGCACUCUACUCGAGCCACUCUGUACAUUUUGUAACUAUGUACUCUGUAGUCUGUUCUAUUCACCAGUCUGUGAUUAUACUUUCCUACUGUCCUCGCCAUACUUAACCAAUACCUAUCCUUAUUCUGCCUUGUUUGAAGAGAAUUCCACCGGACAGGGGAGUCUUCAGUGUUUUACGUUUAACAUGUGGUUUAGUUUUUAGACUUGGUCUGUACCCUAGCACGCGCUAUAUUGAUAUAAUUAUAACAAGUAUCUUGAAUAGAACCACCACAAAAAACAAGGUCUUAAGCCAUAACAACGGUAUUAAAAUUUAAAUCCCAUUUAUCUCAUGAGAUAUCAUGUGUAACAUGUAACGGUAUUGUAUGUGAGCCUAGCCUCAGCCCUAUAAACUGAUGUGGUAGUGAAUGUAAGAGCUAUUAUUUAACUUUGUGUUUGAUGAUGCUAAUUGGGGGUAAACGUUUCACAUGGUGGACGUUUAUUGUUUGGACCUUUCAGUUUCACGUUUAUUGUCUAGCAUUUGUCGCUUAUACUCAGUGUGCCUUAGCUGGAAUUCCAUUGCAACUGCGGUCGUUACUCGUUAGCUUUUUAUCGCGGCGGUAGUUGAUUGUUGUACCGUCAGGAAAUGUGAUCCGUGUUGAAAAUAUAGUGGUUGGCCCCGACCAAUUAUUUGAAAGGAUAUUUCUUUGUAAAUGUGUAUAAUUUUUUCAAUAUGCAGGACCGUCUUACUCAAUCUUAAUUCCAUCGCGAGGUAUUUUUAAUAUUUGCAAGUGUAAAAGAUACAUUUUCUCAACCAAGCAAAACUUCUUGAGAUUGAAAAUUAUUGUGAAAUUCUAUUCGAGAAGAACAUGAGCAGAGGCUGUGAAUUUUUAUGUCGUAUACGUAAUGCUUUAAAGUUUUCUUGCCAAGGAUCAGACAUACCUAGUACUUCUAGACAUGCCUAGUUAUACUUCUAGUACCUACCGAUUAGAGUAAUCUAUACUUCACAUCGGAUCACCCGUCUAAUACUAAGAUGAUUUAAAGUUUGAGCUUAACACGCGUUUAUCUUAGAUCAAUGUAAACAUACCUCAAAUACUUUGAAUUCCUUCCACAUAGUUACAGGAGAAUGAGGAGGUAAUCAAAAUUGUAAUACUCUUCCAAAUAGUUGAGAUGAAGUCACGAAGAGAUAGUUGGAUCUUGUUUCAUUGAAACUUAAUGGUCUUCAUGUGGUUGAUCCCUAACUUUGUCUCUGUCCACUCAUGUGGCGUAUAAUAACCAUGGCGGAGAUUUCUAUACGAGCCGUUAAUUUAGAUUUCUCUUUUACCCGGUUAAUCACAGUUAGAGUAAUCAGGAAAUAUGGUUAUCAAUCACAUGGCUAUACAAGACCUGGCGCGGUGUAAUCAAAUUGCUAGUCCCACAAUUCCCAUAAUCCAAUCGUGAUGGAAAUUCUAUACCUCCAGUUUUUUCCCCAGCUGACUGUUGUCCUACGUAGUGGACCUUCAUCUACUUCAGGUUCAAUGAGAUCAUUCAUCAUGUUUCAAUCAUUAAAAUAGUUCGGCGUUCAGGAAUUUUUGUUUACUGUUGCCAGGAUGAUCUCGAAGUAUAUAAUAUAGUCGUUCUUUGGGAUUUGUUGAAGCUAGCUUCUUAGGAAAACCCGGACUGCCUCUUUUUCGAUGAUAAAAGUAUAGUAUUGGUACAGGGAUUGUUUUUGGACCACUGAACAGUUCAUGAAUAUUGGAUACCAAUUUUUGUCGACAUUUUGCCCUCAUUGAACAAAAAAAAUACUCCAUCCCCAUUUAAUUAGUGCUUCUUCUUCGAACAGUCAUUACUGAGAAUUGGUAGCUGUGCCAAAAAAAUGUGGAGCGGUGGAAAUAACAAAUUGUAACGUUGAAAGGUUGUACACGACGCUAAAUUCUGACCCUUCGUCGAAAUUCAAAAGCACCCAAUUUGCAAUAAAACUAAACUUAGUUGAGUGUAAAUAGAAGGGGUUUCAAUAUAAAGGAUUUUGUUCUUUUUUCAAUCUCACCACACUCCCCAGUAAGAAUUAAAAUGAGCUGAUUGUUGGACCAAUAACUAUAGGUCAAUUAUAAACCGAGUUCAACUCCCAUGAUGUAGUGCACAGUGAUCUAAAUGAUUGUUUGUUAUCGGACCAUGGUUCUCGUUUGUGUGUGUAUCUGCAGUGAUCACGCCACACCGAAUUUAGAUCCGCAUUCCAGCUAUUUCUCUCCCUGCCUCGUCUGCAGCCUGUGUGCUGCCCCAUUCCUUUGUCACAUUCCACGUUUUAAAGCUUUUACAGAGAUUUGAUUCCCUAGCAUGGAUAUAUCUUGUCGUGAGAUUCAGGGUAAACGGAUAUUAUGUUAUUUUGCCCGUGUGUUCCUAUGUAAUUUUGAAACUAUGCAUGAGUGUAACUUGUUUUAAUGCGAUUCACAUUAUUUUUGUUGGUUACAUAGUCCCUGUGGGUUGUGAGGUGCAUUCCUUACUUUAUGCCACGUAUUUAAGAUACUAAGAUAUUACGUCAUGAUUUGUCUAAUUUUAGGUGUACUUAAUCUAAUUUUGUCUAUGUUUAUUAGUUUACUGAUGAAAGCAAGAUUCUAUAAUUGUAUUUUUAUAUUGCAAUCUGCAAGAUCCAGUUCGCACUCGAACGAUAUGUUUAUUUUAUGGUUAUUGUUAUUGAUACCUUCUUCACUUACAGCCGUGCCAUGACCAUCGAUACGCGGAAUGUAAGGAUCGUGACUUGACCCGUAAAUUUGUCGAACCCUCUCGACUUGAGUCACGUAUUUUGUUUAGUGGUCAUGAACGUUUUCACGUCUAUCAUGAGAGUUUUUAUGUUGUGUCUUUAGACUUUUAGAGGUUGUGACUCUUUCGUGAGUGUUGUCACGGAUCUAGUCACGGCCUGUCUGUUCCUAAGCGUAUGCAAGCUAUUAAUUGAACCUGUAUUAUUGGGUUUCACCGUAUCGGUGUAUUUCCUAACUCCCUGUAAUCUCAGCUUCAUCCUUCUUCAAUCGCUGUCCUCGUAUGUUUUACACUUGAAUAAUAUAAUUAAUAUUGAGAUUAUUAUUGAACCGUGUUAUUGUUUGUUAGGUUGCAAUGGGAGGCUGGUCUAUAUUACCAAGGAAAUCUGACCGUUUGAGCGGCAAACUGUUGCGAGCAUGUAUUGCGGAGUUGUUUGGAACCUUCUCUGUUGUGUUCUGGGGUAUUGGAGCUGGUAUUGGAGGAACUGGAAACUUGGCACUAGGAUUUGGAAUAGCUACAGCCGUCACAGCCUACAUAUUUCAUGAUAUUAGCGGCGCUCAUUUUAACCCAGCAGUUUCGCUGGCGAUGUUCUUCGCUCAGAGGAUUUCGCUUGUGAGGUGCUUUUUGUACUGGGCAAUGCAGGUGUUAGGCGCUACUCUUGCAGCUUGUGUAUUACUUUUGCUGAACGGCGAAGUGACAGGAAUGGUAGAUUUGAGACAGAAAGACGGAUCAGUAGAUGAAGUUCAACAGUGGGCCGGUUUCUUGUGUGAACUUAUUGGAAGUUUUUCGAUAAUUUUCACGUACCUUGCUGCAACAAAUACGUUCAGAAAGUGCAGGGUCUCCAGCUAUGAUUACCCGAUAGCUCUCGGACUCGCAGUAUUCGUCGUGCAUCUCACUUUGUUGCCCCUUACCGGGUGUGGUGUAAAUCCUGCCAGAGCCUUGAUGGUCAACGCAAUAGGGGACCACGUUCCGCACAGAAUUUGGGUGUACAUUGUUGGCCCACUUGUGGCCAGUUUUGUUGGGGCAUUCUCCUACGAGCUUAUUUUCUCCUUCCCCCUGAAACCUGUGUUUGAAGACAAAUACGGUGAGACGAAUAUAGAGCUUGACGGACACUCCCCGAGUCUUCCUGCCAGCCACCCUCCAACACCCAUAUCAUCCCAAGAUAUUGUCAUUUCCAACAAAACGAACGGAGAUGUCGCUUAUGAGUAAUUUUCAUGGAAUUGAAAUCUUUGCUAGGGUGUACAUUUAAAAAUUGAAUUUAUUGAAUCAGUGGCUAUUGAUGCAGUAUAGAAUGCUGUCGCUAGGUAACGAGCUACGAGCUGCAGCUUUGAGUGUCGCUGAUAAGUUCUAUUUAUCGCUUAUAAAGUUACAAACCCGAGAAGAUGAAGACUUGAAGUUUGGUCGUGAAUUCAAAAUAAAAUCUUAGAUUGUUAGAUACGUUAGAAGUUAGUGAUCAGUUAUUUAAAACGUAUCAAAUUGACAGCCACGCUUGCUAAUGCUAGCACUGUGGUUAAACUUAAAUUAUAUCACAGCAUUGUUAAUUACAUUACCAUGCUAUUGAUAACGAGUUUUCAAUUAGUAGGAAGUCGAAAUUUUAAUUGUAGGAAGUCGAAAUUAUAGGAAAUAGAAAUAGACUGCAUUGUAUCUAUGAUCAACAUGCACAAUGUUGAAUGUUUUAAUCUUUUUUAUGUGCCACAUUCAUAUACGUUUACGUGAUUGAUUUCUUUCUCUAUGUCAAAGUAAUGAGUAACUACUAACUGGUUAUACAUUUUACAUUUUUUACGCCACGAUCACUAAAUGGGUUCUUUGUAACGGAGAAGAACAAAAAGAUCCAUAAACUGACACUAAAGAGUUGACAAUAGAAAUUUUGUGAUUUCGAGAUUACACAAUUAUUAUACAGUCAGUUGUUAAUUAAGUAAUUAUAUUAUUAUCAAUCAUGCAAUUAUUUUGAAAAUUAAUUUAGUUGAAAUGAAAUGUGGGUAUGAUGUAUGAGUUCAGCUCAAUUAAGUACACACACUUAUAGAGUGCACUUAUUGAAAUGAAUGGGAAAUUAAAUUAAAAUUGUUUUAGAAUUUUUUAAAA
Bolinopsis microptera is the source of this 4820-nucleotide messenger RNA. RefSeq lists its product as uncharacterized. The record is from RefSeq and is a predicted model, not a curated record. The coding region runs from base 3093 to 3947 and encodes 284 amino acids. Gene Ontology annotation, biological process: transmembrane transport; water transport. Gene Ontology annotation, molecular function: water channel activity. Lineage: Eukaryota; Metazoa; Ctenophora; Tentaculata; Lobata; Bolinopsidae. The transcript is spliced from 6 exons. Gene Ontology annotation, cellular component: plasma membrane.